AUCGUCCCAUAUAAACGUGUGGCGUAUGUUGAAAGGCCUCAUUAGUCAGCUGAACGCUCUGCCCAGAUAUUCACAAUGCAGCCGAGCUAUUUGAUCCUCCUCGUGGCGCUCAGCUGCUGCCUUCUGGCUCUGGGUGAUGCUGCUCAUUGUGGCGGUUGCAUGGAUAACAAUGUGGCCUGCUUUAACCGCACCCACUACAGGGUGUGCGUCAACCAUUCGCCCAUUGAGGGCGGCAACCUUCUCGCCUGCGGCCCCGGCAAGAUCUGCACCGAUAAGCAGGAUUUCUGCUGGACACCGCUCCCUAGCGAUGGAGUUUACCCGGUUUGCAGCGAUUACACGACUAACUGCAGACAGUGCGAUUAUGACAAGAUGUUCGUCUGCACCAGUCACACCACCUUCCAGCUGUGCACCGGACCCAAGAUGAGCCCCGAGGUCAAUUACUGUCCAGAGGGCACCGUCUGCUCCAUCGAUUCCGGCGACUUCUGCGUGAAGCCAUGCAAACUUCCGAAUGGCAGACACGAGUGUGAUAAGGAAGCGCCCUAAGCAUAAAGAGCUA
Molecule: messenger RNA, 556 nt
Organism: Drosophila navojoa
Lineage: Eukaryota; Metazoa; Arthropoda; Insecta; Diptera; Drosophilidae
Source: RefSeq, a predicted model, not a curated record